AUGAUCACGCUGUUGGACGCGAAUCACUGCCCGGGCUCGGUGAUGUUUCUAAUCGAAGGGAAGCGUGGCAUUGUUCUGCACUCCGGUGAUAUUCGUGCGGAACCCGCAGCGAUCUCUCAAGUUGUUCAAAAUAUUCAUAUUGCACCUUACCUUUUCACUGAGAGCCAGCAGAGGAAGAAGCUCGAGGCCGUUUACCUUGAUACUGCCAGUUUCAUCGGUACCCAAGUAGUUCCUUCCAAGGGUCUCGAUUGGGCGUGUCUCCCUGGAGUAUUCGCCGAGAGCCUAUCUUCUGAUGGAUACGAGACACUCCGGCGUUCCACACUGGAUGGAUUGAAGCAACUGUUCCCUGGCAUCGACCUGAUGCCAGAAGGAAUGGAAAAGCGAAUGGAACGAGUACUAAGCAAAUCUGGCCAUCCAGACGUAGAACACGAGAAUGCGUUUGGAUCAGACGAAGUCGAGUGGACCGAAGCUCGACUCCAGCGCGUCAAAAAAACGAAAGAACACAUUGAAACUUACUUGCUAUGGCUGUUUGGCCGCCGUGAUACUCCAACUUUGGCGGUCGCGGUAAACACCUUCCCCGCUAUUACUUCCCCCACUACAACACCAGCUGUGGAUUCUGACUCAAGUAACAACAUGUUCAAAGCAACCCUCGAGACGUUGGCACAGCUUCAUACUACACUGAAAAAUUCGGAGACAUCUCUAGGCCCGAGGCUUACUAUAAUCGAUUCAUGCCGCCCCCAUAUUGUAAUUCCUACUCGGACCGCUGGGGGCUCAUUAAAUAGGCGUCUGAUCCAAAACACCGACCAUUGGCGCGGGAAUGCUACGACCACAUCGACGAACACGAGUUCAUCAACGGCUACCUCCCAAACCCCUGUUACUUUUGCCGAGUCAGAUGCACGCGAGCGACGACGUAUCUCAAAGCUGAAGGAACGAGACAUUCGGGCACAGUUGGCCAAGCUCCCUCCCGGAUUUUCCAAGGCGUUAGUUGAGACCAAGUCGAAGUCUGGUUCUCAAUGA
Molecule: messenger RNA, 1017 nt
Organism: Rhizoctonia solani
Lineage: Eukaryota; Fungi; Basidiomycota; Agaricomycetes; Cantharellales; Ceratobasidiaceae
Exons: 4
Coding region: 1-1017 (338 amino acids)
Biological process (GO): protection from non-homologous end joining at telomere; double-strand break repair via nonhomologous end joining; interstrand cross-link repair
Molecular function (GO): damaged DNA binding; 5'-3' DNA exonuclease activity
Source: RefSeq, a predicted model, not a curated record